ACAGAUUCGAGGAUGCGCAAAGUAAACAGGGGGUAUAGGCCGUCACAGUACAGUGCUCAGACAAUAACAAAGACGCCAAAUGUUCAUAAGAGCAACACAAAAGAGUAAAGAGAUUGUAGGCUACAUUACGAUUAUGUGACUUUCAGACGCGGUUCUGUUUUACAGCAGGGCACUAGAACAGACCUUAUCAUGCGACACACGUGGGCCCAAUUGUUUUUAUCUGUAUUGUUUGUCCUGAAGGACCGAACAGUUAUUUUGGCGAACGACUUGACUAUCACCGGCGGGACGAUGAGUGACAGAUGGAGUUCCAUAAAGCCACUGACUCCUGGACAUCAGCAGUCUACUUCUGAACCAGGGUCAGCGUUCACGCUGAAGGUCCGAGUCGUGGACACAGUGAACCGACAGCCUCUGAGCCAAGCGUCUGUAGAGCUGUACGUGAACCACACCAGGACCAGCUCUGCCCUCACUGAGGAUGGGGAGGCUGUGUUGGUGGUGCCCUACCAGCCUGGACUGCCUCUGAGCCUGGGGGCCAGCAUGGACGGCUACCUUCUCACCACACUGCCCUGGAACACCAGCAGGAAGCCCAUGUUUUCGUCGGUGACCCUGUCGCUGUUCCCCCUUAACCAAGGCAACAUCUGGCUCUUUGAAGAUUCAGUUCUAAUAACAUCUGGUGUUGCUCUGCAGCCCAGUGUUCAGAUCCCAAGACAUCUGCUCCCUGUGAGGGAAGCUGAUCUGCCUGCCAUCAGAGCCUGGCUCACCAGAGCCUCCCUCAGCAGCCCCCCGCUGGGCCCCGGCAGUCACAGCUACCCCCACACCAUGGGCCUGAUCACCAGCACCACAGGUUCCAGCAGCGUGGAGCUCAGUCCACUAGCAGCCGUCAGCGUGCAGCUGUUCUCCCUGGAGAGAGAAAUCCACGUGUCUGGGCCUGUACAGAUCCGCCUGCCCCUGCCUGAGACCUCCGGACUGAGGCCCUCUGAUGCUGUCCCAGCCUGGCUCUAUAACCAUAGCACUGGUGCCUGGGGUCCUCAAGGAGAGGGGCUGGUGAGCCGGCAGCAGAGCGGCCUGGUCUGGACCUUCACUGCUCCUCACCUGGGAUACUGGAUUGCAGCACUGAUGCCAACAAACCAGGGUGGUGGUGGGCUGGCCGUCUCUAUUGACCUGCUCUCACAGCACACACGUGUCCUGGCGGCCGCUGUGGGCGGAGCUCUGCUGCUCCUCCCCCUGCUCUCAGCUCUGCUGUGGUGUUGCCAUAGAGCUUCCCUUCAUCCCAAGGCAAAGAGAACACGUUCCAGAAACUCUGCAGUGUCUAAGAUGGACCAGACCACCUCGACCUGUGAUAUUGAACUUAACGAGGUGUCCUCUCCAGACUCCCCUCUCUGUGGAGGUGCAGCAGAGCAGCUGGCUGCAGGGGGGAGGCUAGGUGAGCCAGAGGGCUCCGCCUCCUCCAGGGGCAACUUUGAUACCUACGUGCAGAACCACCCCCACAGCAGUGAACUCCUGAGCUUGCACAACAUGUGCGACCAGACAGGCACCCCCCUCUCUGGUUAUGAGGGCAUACACCUCCAGGAGAGGGUGGUCCGUCUCUGGAACCAGCCAGUGGCCAUUCUCCACACGCCCGGCUUGUUUCACCUGCAAGAACAGCAACCGCAAAGCAAGUCAGCCACUCUGCCACGCCCAGGACGUGAGGACGGCUUCCCCCCGACCCUGCUGCAGAACCCCCUGCUCCAGGGGGCAGCCCUGCUCCAGGGGGCAGGCAGCGAGGGGCCUCUAGGAGCCCCGGAGGAGCCCUGGGGUCCCUCCUCGCCUGGCCCCCCCUGGGGACUCUACAGCUGCCUCCCAGAGUCAGCCUCCCUCCCUGGCACGCUGAACAGCACGAGGGCCAGCGCUGACCCGGCCCUGCCCCUCUCCCUGGAGGCCCCGGGGGCCCUGGCACAGCUGCCCGACCCCUCCAGCGCCCGUCCCCCGUCCCCCCGGGCCUGGUUCGUGUCCCUGGAGGGCAAACCGGCGGCUGAGAUCCAUCACUCCACCUCAGACUCUCAGAGGAGACGAAGGCCGGCCGACAGUCGCGACACCAGCCUGGACUCUGGGGUGGACAUGAGCGAGCCCAACCAGCCAACCAAUAGGAAUCCGGUACAGCCGGAGCGUGAUAGGACGUUGGUCCGGAACCCCCAGAUAGGAGCAUCUGCUAAAUGAACAUGUUACAGGUUGGAGUUCACUGAGCAGGCGAUAGGAGACAAACUGCUGAGACAGCACUUCUGGAUCUCACAAAGUGUCUGAAGCACCAUAGGUUUAUUUUUCAAACCCAGAGUCCUGAAGGAGAGGGACAGAACGUUUUACAAGGAAUGUGCACAAACAGGAAAUGAUUGUACAUGCCACGUAUCUGCAUUACUGUAACAUAACAGUCCUUCAGCUGGUAAUCUGAACUACGAGGAGGAUGAAACUGAAAUAAAUCUGCUUUGCCUGCUCAGGACACGCCUCCAACAUAGCACACGUCAUGCUACUUGUUAGUUCAUGUCAUGCUACUUGUUACUUCAUGUUUUAAGAACAAAGUCCAUGUGUAGCUGUUCAAGGCUGGAGUGAGCACAUUAUUUCCACUUUGGUGUCUUGUUCUUGAUCUUUUACAGAAACAUGUCUGGUUGUACGGCAAAAGAGUUUCUGAAGUCAAAUGAGAAGCAGAUUUGCAGUUGUUUCGCAAAGAAUCCUGACGUCAUCAUUGACAAAUGUGAAGACAUUUUAACAGUGAGUAAUUCAAAAGAUUUAGGGAAAAAAAGACAAGAGGAGAAAAUCUGUCAUCUUUUGUGGAUGAUAAUCCAAAAGGGAGAGGAUUAUUGUCAGAUAUUGAAGAACAUUCUGGAGAAAAUGCAAAAGGAGUAUUCAGAUUUACAGAAGAUAUUCCAAAACAGCAGUCAAGUCUCAUUUAAGACAACGUAUGCAGAUGGGAGCAGCAUGAUUUAUGACAAAAGUCUCAUAAACAUAAAAGGGAAGGAUUUAAACAUGCACAUUACACUGCCCUGCAAUUCUGCAGGCUGUAGCACUCUAUCAGGUCAACCACCUCCACGUGCAGAUGCAGUGGCUGUUAACAACAGCAUCAUACAUGCAGGA
Molecule: messenger RNA, 3102 nt
Organism: Hypomesus transpacificus
Lineage: Eukaryota; Metazoa; Chordata; Actinopteri; Osmeriformes; Osmeridae
Product: protein FAM171B-like
Exons: 11
Coding region: 190-2193 (667 amino acids)
Source: RefSeq, a predicted model, not a curated record